AUGUCGGAGGUGCUGGUGGCUGCCGCCGGCUCCUGCUUCGAGCCCCCCGCGGCUGGGGAGCCGGGAGGCCGCCGCUGCUCCGUGUCCGAAGGGGACGCGCAGGGCCGCCGCUCACCUCCUGUUCCGCCUUCUGAGACUCCAGAGAAUGAAGAUUCAGCCCCAAAACCAGAAUCUGCAUCCCAGACAAUCGCCUCAUCAGUGUCCGAGGCCUCACAGUGCAGGCCGCAGAUUGGAUCACCUGUGAAUGUGCAUGCUGCAGAGGAUUCUAGAAAAGGUGAUGGUACGUCAGAGGACCAGGAUGUGGCCGGACAAGGAGAGAAGCUGGCAGACCAGAUCCAGCCCCCCAGGGAGGAGGCCGUAGUGCGGAUGACUAAGUACCGUGCCCCACAAGGACCAGGGGAUAUAGUCAUGAUACAGUCGGAACACACAGGUGCAGUGGAUGUCCUCUCUGCAGAGCUGGAGACUGCGGACCUCCUUGGUGAACAGAGAAAAGCUCAGCCUCCUCCUCUGGCUCCAGCCUCCACUUGGACCACUUGCAAGAUAAGGGAAUUCAAAGCCAAAAUGGGAAAGGAGAAGAAUGCUCAGAUAGUGGUGAAACGGGGUGAAGUAGUGACAGUCCGGGUGCCAACACACCCAAAUGGGAAGCGUGUUUGCUGGGAGUUUGCUACGGAUGAUUAUGACAUUGGCUUUGGGGUCUAUUUUGACUGGACUCCUGUCACCAGUACUGCCAUUACUGUUCAAGUCAGUGAAUCAAGUGAUGAGGAAGAUGAAGAGGAAGAAGAUGAGAUCGAAGGACUCACCCCCGUUGGAGAUGUGGAGAGGGGCUCUAAAAGCUAUCUACGAAACCGCUAUGGGGAGAUCAUGCCUGUGUACCGAAGGGACAGUCACCGGGAUGUGCAGGCAGGCAGCCAUGACUACCCGGGUGAGGGCAUCUACCUGCUCAAAUUUGACAACUCUUACUCCCUCCUGCGCAACAAGACUCUCUUCUUUCAUAUCUAUUACACCAGCUGAAGGAGUGGAGGGAGCAGAGACAGCAGGCAGGUAACACUGACCAAAGCAGGCUGCCAGCCGGGACUGGCACCCCCUAAUUGGCACUGCCCUAUGGCCAAGUGAGAGACCUGGCUCUCUGCUCUCCUGUGGAUAAGAACAGGUUUUCCCCCAUUCCCUCCCAGCUUACUCACAGGAAACGGUAGCUGUGGCUGCUCAGUCGUCCAAAGGCAACUCCUCUCGCUCUAAAUUUCAGGAAACCUGCUCUGUGAAGGCAUCAGGCUGGGACUUUUAAUUACAGCCAGUAAAUUGUCAGAGCGCAGAUUCAGGUGGCAGCGUUUCUUUCUGUUGCACUUGUAUAACUGAAGCUGAAAUACCCUUUUAUUUAAAAAUCCGCAAACUCUCCUGCGGUGGUGUAGUUAUGUCACAAGUGCCAGACCUAAUCGCGUGAAACCUUUAUUUUGGAGCCUUGCAGAGGUAAUCAAUAAGAAGAUCUCCAUAGGAAAGGGAAAGCAGGUGUGGCUGGGGAGGUGGAUACAGAUCAUCCUGACAGUGGGGAUGUGUGAAACUCCUGUCACCAACAAAAGUUUCUCUUACCUGUGGGGAAAAUUGAGCUGCAGCCUCGUGUGUUAAUGUAAAACUGUUAACAAUCCCAGGUCAACACACUUUGAAUCUGAAAAAUAUGGGAUCAGCCUUUCCCUUAUGUACCCGCCUGGAGUUAGAGAGUCCCUGAAGUCAUUGCUAACUCCUAACACAUCAGGGAAUGCAGCUCCCUGGCCCACCUCAGGGGUUAGCAAUGACACUGGUGGUCAGCCUCUGCUCAGCUCUUGGCAGGAAUAAGCAAGGAUCGCAGUUGGGUUUUAAAGGGUAUUUAUUUGUAACUCUUUAAGAUUCGAAAUGAGUAUUUAUUUGAUUUUAUUCAAUAACAUUCCCCUUCAAUGUAGCUGCUGAAUUUGCUCUGUGGUGCGUCUGUUUGGAGUUAGACUGGCUUUGUGCAUGAUGAUUCUGGUGAAGUUCCAGUCUGACACCCUCCAGAUAUUGCCCUUCUGUGCAGAUACAGCCCUCACUGCAGAUGGGGUUAGUGUUGUCGUGUAUAAAGUCAGUCUUCACCCUCCGAAGAAGCCCAGUAAUUCCCUGGUGAUUCCAUACGCCUUGAUUCAGACCCUUCUUUUUAUCUGCUCUGCCUACUUAAGCACUCAGGAGCAAUGGGUAGGUCAGGGAGGUAAGAGCAGAGGGAGGUGUACAGUUGAGCAGCCCUUGUUAGUCUGCUGCUUCAACAGUAGUGGGUGGGGAGGGCAAGGCAGCCUUGGCUCAGGCAACAUGUGUUUUUGUUUUUCAGGAGAGGAAGGGGGCAGGGAGCACUACUGCUGUGCUAAAAGAGGAGGGAUGAGAAGCAGGGCUGCUCCACCUUUAGGAAGCACAGAGACAAGGAGGGAGCAGCUGUAGCUCUUUUUCUCUUCCCAGGAAGGGAGAGGGGAGGGAAGAGCAGAGUGGCCCAGAGCUGGAAGGUAAAGUAGCCUCCUAAUUCCAGGUAGCAUCAGUGGAGGUGCCCUGCAAGGAGGAAGAGAAGCAGGUAUUUUUUUUUUUUUUUUUUAAGGGUUAGGGCCCUCCCUUCCCUUCUGAGCAGCCUGGGCGGGGGCUCCUCUCUCCCUGACCCCCUAGCAGCCUGGGCAGGGGUGCCUGCUUCCUCCCCAAGCCCUCUUUGAAGUGCCAGGGCAGGCACCUCCCUCUCAAGUUGCUUCCAUCCACAACCUCUCUUCCUCCUCCCCUCCCCCCGGGCCUGAUCAGCUAAUGCAAGGAACCCCUCUUUUACUCAGUCUGGCUCUCAACUUCCUAAACAACAGAUGUGGAGCAGAGUCCUGCCCCAUACCUUAAAUAUUCUGCUUCUGACUGUAAAUCUCCAUGUCCCCUGUUCUGCCCUCCCCCCAGCUGUGCAAUGCAUCAGUGACUGCUAUGUAUUUGGCCCUUUGCUACAUAUUUUGGAGGGUCCUGCAUGCAUCUGGAAGACUAGAGGAAUGAGUGAUGCACUGUCUAGGCCAUCAGCUGCUGUCUGAAACAGGACUUAGUAAAUAAGGAAGACACGUCUGACCUGUAUAUAUACCAGGUAUUCUAGAGACUGCUGAUGUCAUUGAUUUUUCAUUUGGAGAGCUCUACUCAGGGCCAGUGUUCUAGAACUGUCUCCAGGAUAAAUUGUUCCCCUUUAGCCAAUAAGAGACUGUUUCCUUUCUAGGUAAUUGGCAGCUGCUCCAAAUAGUCCUUAGCUAAGGUGGCUGUACAGUAGAUGGGAAUCCCAGUGUUCAGUCCUGGCCUUCUGAAAUAGAGACAGAUCUUUCUUUUGAGGCUCAGUCCACUUCAUCAGAUUUGCCCCCUUCUUGCCUCCUUGAUUAAGGACAAAUGGUCCUUGCAUAUGGUGUGCAGUCCCAAGCUGGUAUAUGUGCCAGUCUUAUUACCUCAUUGUGUCUAUAGCCAUGUUUGCUGCUGACUGGAGCAAAAGGGCCUUGACACAUCUUCCUUCAUUGUUGAUAUUUCACCAGAGUAGCUUGUAUUUCCCAUAAACACUACACAGCUGAAAGUGGAGAAUAUUUAAUCUACAAUAAUUAAAGCUUCACAGCUUCCAGGAUAAGUCACACUUUUCUUUGGUCUUUCAUUUCCAAGUUAUGUGAACAUAUUGGUGACCUUGUCACCCAGGUACUGAAUGAAAAUAUAUGGGUGACUGACUGAGAACCACUUAUCUUUGGAAUGGUCUGCAGUUGUCACUAAUUGUUCUUAGUAAAGCCAGUAACUCAGCCUUUAGUCUUGUUAAGAUACUUUAAUCAAGUCUCUAGCAGAAAGCAUAUCCAGUUAGCAAGGGAAGGACGCUGUAUAGCCAGUGGCUUACAGCAGUUAUUUCCAUUCAGUAUAUGGCAUCUUAAGCCCCAGUCAGAUCAAAGGAAUAACCUCCUCUCCCUGUCUCACUCCUCGCUAAGCUACAGCUUCCUUGGUACCUCUGCCCACAAUACCUACUAGGCUUGUAUCCUGCCCCGGUACCUAUAGCUGAAGAAGUGUUGGGGAGACCUCCAUUCUGAUUGCAGACAUGGGGAGCUGUGCCUCCUCAGUCUGAGACUAAAAGUGAAAUGGAUUCUAGUUUUGCAAGGCAGUUAGUAACCUAAAAAUAUUCACUUUUGAGGAAAGUUCCUAACUUGUUUCCAUGGAGUGAUGCUUUUGUGUGUGUUCCUCUCCUAGUUUGUGGCUAGAAAAAACUAAAACCUCACCAGAGGGGGGAAAAAACUAUAUUUGGCAAAGUG
Chrysemys picta bellii (western painted turtle) is the source of this 4271-nucleotide messenger RNA. It is a transcript of the gene TMED8, whose product is annotated as transmembrane p24 trafficking protein family member 8. The record is from RefSeq and is a predicted model, not a curated record. NCBI's taxonomy places the organism in Eukaryota, Metazoa, Chordata, Testudines, Emydidae.